AAUAGCAGGUGUCUGAUGUGUAAACAGAGAAGGGGAAGGAAGGAGAGAGGAGCAAAGGAGAGGUGGGGAUGGGUAGAGAGAGGGAAGUAUUUAAGACGUUGUCCCCCUUAUCAUCCUCAUCCUUCGCCAUCACCAUCCCUGUCUCCACCUGACCUGCAGGCCAGCACUUAUCCUCAACUCAGCAGAAUGUCUAUGCCCAACUCAGAGAACUGCUCCACCCUGGAGAACGCCAUGCAGCUCAUGAUCAAGACCUUCCAUAAGUACUCUGGCGCAGAUGGUGACAAAUAUACGCUGAGCAAGUCUGAGCUCAAAGAAAUGCUGAUCACGGAGCUUGCCAACUACCUGGGGAAUGCACAGGAUAAAGAUGCAGUGGACAAGGUCAUGGGAGACCUUGAUUCCAACAAUGACGGUGAGGUAGACUUCACUGAAUUUGUCAUACUGGUUGGCGCUCUUACUGUUGCCUGUAAUGACUUCUUCCUGGAAUACAAUGAGAAGCAAGAGAAGAAGUGAAUGCCC
Molecule: messenger RNA, 516 nt
Organism: Thalassophryne amazonica
Lineage: Eukaryota; Metazoa; Chordata; Actinopteri; Batrachoidiformes; Batrachoididae
Product: protein S100-A1-like
Exons: 3
Coding region: 16-510 (164 amino acids)
Molecular function (GO): calcium ion binding; transition metal ion binding
Source: RefSeq, a predicted model, not a curated record